Dama dama (fallow deer) is the source of this 7203-nucleotide messenger RNA. RefSeq names its product regulatory factor X5 (gene RFX5). Bases 197 to 2044 code for a protein of 615 amino acids. Gene Ontology annotation, molecular function: RNA polymerase II cis-regulatory region sequence-specific DNA binding; DNA-binding transcription factor activity, RNA polymerase II-specific. The record is from RefSeq and is a predicted model, not a curated record. The transcript has 11 exons. Gene Ontology annotation, biological process: regulation of transcription by RNA polymerase II. NCBI's taxonomy places the organism in Eukaryota, Metazoa, Chordata, Mammalia, Artiodactyla, Cervidae.
AAAGCAACGCACGAGCCCGCUGGGCCAGGAUCGUGGGGCUGGGCUGGAGUGAAGGUGGCUACGAGUUUUCCACAUUUAGGAGACCGCAGAAAGGUGGGGCAGAUAGAAUGGAGAUGGCAAAGAUCUCUUUGGGUAUAUAUGGGCCUGGAGAAGUAAUGGAAUAAUUUCUAAUUUUUGGAGAAGCCCUCAUGCCAGGAUGGCAGAAGAUGAACCUGAUGCUAAGAGCCCAAAGACUGGGGGAAGGACUACCUCAGGUAGUGCUGAGGCAGGGGAACCCACCACCCUUCUUCAGAGGCUUCGAGGUACCAUUUCCAAGGCCGUGCAGAACAAAGUAGAGGGGAUCCUGCAAGAUGUACAGAAAUUCUCAGACAAUGACAAGCUGUAUCUCUAUCUUCAGCUCCCCUCGGGGCCCAGUACUGGAGACAAAAGCUCAGAGCCAAGUACACUCAGCAAUGAGGAGUACAUGUAUGCUUACAGGUGGAUCCGCAACCACCUAGAAGAGCAUACUGACACCUGCCUGCCAAAACAAAGUGUUUAUGAUGCUUAUCGGAAGUACUGCGAGAGCCUCGCGUGUUGCCGCCCGCUCAGCACAGCCAACUUUGGCAAAAUCAUCAGAGAGAUCUUCCCUGAUAUCAAGGCCCGAAGGCUUGGUGGCCGGGGCCAGUCCAAAUAUUGCUACAGUGGCAUACGAAGGAAGACCUUGGUAUCUAUGCCACCCUUGCCUGGACUUGACCUAAAGGGCUCUGAGAGUCCAGAAAUGGGCCCAGAAGUAACCCCAGCACCUCGGGAUGAGCUGGUGGAAGCAGCCUGUGCCUUGACCUGUGACUGGGCUGAGCGAAUCCUGAAACGGUCCUUCAGUUCCAUCGUUGAGGUUGCCCGCUUCCUGCUACAGCAGCAUCUCAUCUCUGCCCGAUCUGCACACGCCCAUGUGCUCAAAGCUAUGGGACUCGCUGAAGAGGACGAACAUGCCCCUCGGGAACGGUCAUCUAAAUCCAAGAAUGGGGUAGAGAACCUGGAGGGCGGUUCUCAUAAGAGACCAGAGAGACAGGCCCAGCCUCCUAAAGAGCUAGACCCCCGGGCUGGGGCUGGCCCCUCUGCACGUGGAGAGCGAAAGAAGAGUGUAGUGGAGAGCCCAGCGCCAGUAGCCAAUAACCCGCAGGUUAAUGCCCUAGUGGCCCGGCUGCCUCUGCUCCUCCCCCGGGCCCCUCGCUCACUUAUUCCGCCAAUCCGAGUCUCUCCACCCAUCUUGGCCCCCAAGCUUUCUUCAGGCACUCUGAAAAUGGCUGCACUGCCUCUGCCCAGUAGGGCUGGGGGACCCCAAGCAGCUGUUCCCAUCAUUAACAUGAUCUUACCAACGGUUCCUGCUUUGCCUGGACCUGGACCUGGGCCUGGGCAAGCUCCCCCUGGGGGGCUCGCUCAGCCAAGGGGUGCAGAGAACAGGGAAGUGGGCAUAGGUGGUGACCUGGGACCCCAUGACAAGGGUGUCAAGAGGACAGCUGAAGUGCCUGUGAGUGAAGCCAGUGGGCAGGACCCACCAGCUAAAGCCACAAAACAGGAUCUAGACGAUACAGGAAGUGAUGCCAAAAGAAAACGGGGGCGCCCUCGAAAAAAAUCAGGUGGAAGUAGGGAAAGCAAUUCUACCCCCGACAAGUCAGCAGCUGCUGUGGACUCAGCCCAGUCCUCAAGGUCACUACGGGAGACAUGGGCCUCUGGAGGGGAGAGCAACUCAGCUGGAGGGUCAGGGGGGCCAGGGCCAGUGGGAGAGGCUGAGAAGGGGGUGCUUGCCCAAGGUCAGGAGGAUGGCGCUGUUUCCAAAGGAGGAAGGGGCCCCAGUUCCCGUCAUGCCAAAGAAGCAGAAGAUAAAAUUCCUCCUGUCACCCCCAAAGUGAGCGUCAUCAGGGGCAGUAGAAGCCAAAAGGAGGCUCUUCAUUUGGUCAGGGGAGAAGUAGACACCUCCGCACAGGGAAAUAAAGACUUAAAAGGGCACGUGCUUCCGAGCUCCAUGCCCCAUGAGCGAAAAGACCCUAAAGCAGCACCCCCAUGAUAGGUAUGUGGGAAGGAGGGUUUAUAGCCCUUUGUUAACUCUACCUGGCUGCCUAGAAGAGGUCCUUCUUUGCACUUGCUUCUCACUUGGCUCUUCAUUCUCUUCUGUAUAGACAGCUGAGGCACCCUGUCUUACAUAGUGCCUGAUUUUUGCCUCUCACUUUUCCAGCUCAGUCCCCUUGGCUUUAGAGUCACUAUCUGUAGUGACCCCUCUCCUGGAUCCCUGCAGUAUCUUGUGGGAAUAUAGGGAUGAAAUACGAUGAAUGCCUCGGCUUGGAGUCUUUUAGUUUUAAAUCACAGAAAACCUAACUCAGACUGGCUUAAAAACAAAGAGUUAUUGGCUCAUGUGACUGGCAAGUCCAGAGGUAGGCCCAGCUCCAGAUGAAGCUGAUCCAGUGACUCCAUAAGUCUCUAAAUACCUGAUUGAUUUCCCCCCCACCAUUCUACCUUCUGUAGGAUCAUCUUAAGCCUGGUCUGCCUCGUGGCUGCUAGCACUCCUAGGAUUCCAUGUUUCCUCUCUCAUGUCCAACCAGAAAGAGAGGGCAUCUUUGUGCCAGGAAUCCUAGCAAUAGCCCUAAGAUUCACUUCGGCGAGGUCAGCCUGGGUCACACACCCACUCCUAGCCAGUCACUGUGGGCAGGAGAUUGGUAUAAUAAAUGCUAAUUUGCCUGUUUAUGCUACAUCAUGGCGUGUACCUUUCGGAAAAAAAAAAAAAAAGGCAGGAUCAGCCUCCUUAGAAUCACAUAGAUUCCUCAGUGGGGGCUGGGAAUGGGGAGUUCCCGGGGAGUCGCCUGACACCUGGCCACUGCUAUGAAGUAGGUUUGGUUUUAGCUUUUAGGCUGAGGCCAGUUAGCUUCCUUCCUUUUUUUCCGAAUAGUUUUGAAUUUUCCUUACUGCAGCUGUAACCUCUUUCCUCUCAUUCUGGUCUCAAGGAAUGAGAGGGAAAUCUUUCUCAUUUGGAGACUUAUCUCUUUAGUCUUAUUUGGAUAACAAUCCCCCUUUUUUUUUCCACCUCCAUCUCAGAGAUGGCUAUCCUUCAUUCUCCUCUUUCUGAAUUUUAGUUUUCUCCUCAUUCCUGUUUCCCAGUGCUCCACUCUACUGCCUCUUUCACCAAGUAAAGUGAGAUUUACUCCCUAGUCAUUUUAUUAAAUUCACUCUGUAUCCACCAGGUGUCAGUCUCUUAUCAUGCAAAUGUCAGGACUUAGCCGGACUGGGAUUGUGGGUUUAGGCUGUGUGUAUGGAAGGAGGUACCUUGCCUAUCAGGGAGCACCAGUAGGAAGGGAAUUCAGGUAUAUAUUUGGGAAAAGCAGUAAACCAACCAACAUUAAUUAAGGACCUACUUUGUCUUCAGCAUAGGGUAACUUCCAUCAGGGAUUCUCCAUUUUCUUUCAGGGAGCCUUCAUUCAUUUGUUCAUUUAUUUCCACCAUUGCAGCAUUUCUAAAAUAUGUAAUGUUUGAUAACUAUAAAGAAUAUAUUUAACGUGAAUAAGUUAUGAAGCAUAAUAAUUAAAUGCCCCAUCACCCAAUUUGUACAUUAAAACAUUAGAAAUACUACUGAAUUUCUUGUGUUCUUCCCCUAGCCUAUCCUCAUGGCUCUCCCUAGAGGUCACCACUAUCUUUAAUUUUGUGUUUAUUAACUACCUGCAAUAUAUACAUAUAUAUAUAGCCUUUCCAUUUAUGUAUAUACCCUUUAAAAAUGGUUUUGAUUUUUAGCUUUACAAAAUUUUAUUCUCUUAACAUUCCCCUGUGGUUUGCUUUUUUUCCCCAUAUUAUUUCUAAGAUUCAUCCAUGUUGUAGAUAGCUAUUAUUCGCUCAUAUUUAUCUAUAUAAUAUUUCAAGUGCAUAAACCACAAUUUAUCCAUCCAUCUGUCAAUGGACAUUUGGGUUGUUCCCAGUUUUUUGCGGUUAUAAAUAAUGUUGCUACUAACAUUCUUGUACAGGUUAGUGCCUUUGUUUUUAGUAAGCUUUCUAAGGCUUCUGAGAUGGUUCCUUUGGUCUGUACACCCUUUGAGUUGGAAACUGUUCCCUCUUGUCUCAUUCUCUAAAAACGUGUAUAUUAGAUUGAAAUGAACCAUCCUUUGAUCAUUUGAUAAAACUUACUUGGUAAGCCAUCUGAGCCUGGCAUUUCUUUGUGGGAAACAUCUUAACUAUUAAUUCAAUUUCUUCAAUAAUUAUAGGCUAUUUGGGCUUUCUAUUUCUUCUUGAGUCAAUUUAGGUAAAUGUUUUUCUAGAGUUUUGUGCAUUUUACGUCAUUUUUUAAAAAUGAAAUUCCUUCCAUGUUCUUUUUCGCCUUUGCUCCCUGGGUGGUCGUGUCCUCCUUUUCAUUUCUGCUGUUUACUUGUGCCUUCUUUUUUUCCCCUUUGACCAACUACACCAGAAAUUUGUUUUACUUGUUUGAUUUAGCUGCCUCUCUGGACUUUGUUGAUCCUCUCCCUUAAAUGUUUGUUUUCUACUUCAUUAAUUAUGGAUGUUAUCUGGUAUUUCCUUGUGCUUUCUUCAGAUUUAAUUUUAUGUUCUUUUACAUUGACUCUUUGCGACCCCAUGAACUAUACAAUCCAUGGAAUUCUCCAGGCCCAAAUACUGGAGUAGGUAGCCUUUCCCUUCUCCAGGGGAUCUUCCAAACCCAGGGAUCAAACCCAGGUCCCCCGCAUUGCAGGUGGAUUCUUUACCAGCUGAGCCACCAGGAAAGCCCAAGAAUACUGGAGUGGGUAGCCUAUCCCUUAUCCAGGGGAUCUUCCCGACCCAGGGAUUGAACCCAGGAGACCCAGGGGUCUCCUGCAUUGCAGUCAGAUUCUUUACCAACUGAGCUAUAAGGGAAGCCACAAAUAUUUGUUUUCUACUUCAUUAAUUAUGGAUGUUAUCUGUGGUAUUUCCUUCUUUCUUUAAUUUUAUGUUCGUUUACAUCUUAAUUUUUAUCUAAUUUUCAAGCUGUCUUUUUUUCUAUUACAAGUUUUCAAGGACCCACUUCCCUAUAUUCUCCACACUUUUCUGUUUAAAAGUAUUUAUUACUUAAUUCUAAGAAUAUUUAAAUUACCUUUAUGACUUUUUUGAUUCAUGAUUUAGAAAAGUUUUCUAAAUUUCCAAAAUCUAGAUAUUUAAAAUUUUAUCUUUUUGAUACUGAUUUUCAGUUUGAUCAUUUGUGCUCAGGAAAUGUGGUCUCUGUGAUAGCAGUCCUUUGAAGUUUGUCAGGAUUGUUAUUUCUAUAUUCUGGGGCUUCCCAGGUGGCUCAGUAGUAAAGAAUCUGCCUGCCAGUGCAGGAGAUGCAUGUUAGAUCCCUGGGUUAGGAAGAUCUCCUGGUGAAGAAAAUGGCAACCCACUCCAGUAUUCUUGCCUGGAAAAUCCCAUGGACAGAGGAGUCUGGCAGGCUACAGUCCAUGGGUUCACAAAGAGUCAAACUCAACUUAGUAACUGAACAACAAUUUUAUAUUCUGUAACUUACCUUGGAUAUCUGUUUUGUCGUUUUCAGCUGAUUUUCCCAUAGCAGCUUGUUCCCUGGUAUAUUUUGUACUUUUGGAUUUUGAGCUCCUAUUUUGUUAACCUAAGGAAAUCCAGUGGACCUAAAUUGGGGGUACUUUCCUCCAGAGAGAAUUUGCACUUGUUUCUGCCAGGUGACAAAGGGUGCUCCUUACCUGGGACUGUGUUAACCCUUCAGGAGUCCUGAUUUAACUCAGGAGUCCCAGGUUUUCUCCCCUGCUUUGGCUGGGUCCAGGGUUUAGCCUCUGUUCAUGAUACUGAUACUGGCAUUAGUGCCGAGAGUAAACCUGCUUCUCCUGCUGCAUGUUACUCAUUCUGCAUAAGGGUUCAGCUCAUUGUUAUUUUUUCCCCUUCCUUUAGUGAUCUCUUCUACUUUCUGAUGAGCAUGACAAACAUGUUUACUGUAAUUUAUCCAGGAUCCAGUGGUAUUCUAGUGAGAGAGCCCUUUCUCUCCUCCGUGCUGCCAGAAGUAGAAGUCCAUUACUGUAGUUUUGGCAUUUUCCUUCUUGUUAAGAGCUCAGCACUUGUUGGAAGCUAGCUGACUUAGCACUAUCCUUAAGUCAAUAAUGAUCUCAGCACAGUUUUUAUGUUAGCAGUAAGCACAGAGAGUGGUGGGAGCCCAGAGAAAUAGACAGGGAUCAGAAAUGACUUCCUAGUAGAAGUGAGUAGGACAAGGCCAACUCAUAAAGCAAGGACAGAAAAACAGAAGACAUGAUACAAAGAAUUGAAUCAUGAUACCCAUUCUGCUGCCUAAGUGCUGUAAGUUCAAAGAGAUUAAUUUGGGAAGGCUUCAUGGAAAAGGUAGCUUUGAGUUAAACCUUUAAGUAGAGCUUAAGUAGAUAAAAAAAAAAAAAAAAAAGAAGAAGUCUUUCCAGGAAAAGCAGGAGUUUGGGGAUAUGGGAUGUGAGUAAAGACAUGGCAGUCUAACCCAGUAAAAAGACCUGUUCGGCAGAAAGGUUACGUAUGAACAAGAGAGAGAAAUCAACUGGAAGAAGAACACACAACAGUUGAAUGAAUGGGUAAAAGUUAUCCAGUGAUGAAAUUGAAAGUAAUCCAUUGAUUGAAUGAAUGAAAGGUAUGAAGUUUGCAUUAGAGGAUGGAGGAACUGAAGUCAAAAAGAACCCUCCAGACAGCUGUUGCCAUUAUCCAUGUGGGAGGAGAUGAGGGACUGGACCAGGUUGCUAACAAGUUGGAGGUGAUAGGCAUACGGAAAAGUAAACCACUGGUGAUAGGAUAGAAGCUUCCAAGGGAAUAGUGCCCUCACCAUGAUUGGGUUUGGGGAUAUAUCCAUUCACUUUAGGAGACUAGACCCCUGGGUGAUUUUAAGAUUUACAUGAAUGUUCUGGGGGUUUUAAGUAGCCUAUUUUAUAUUCUUAUCCUAAUAUUUUAAAAAUCUUAACAUGAAACAAGUUAUUCUUCUCUUGGUUAGGCAGUCUUCAGUUGGUUAGAUGAAGGGCUAAAUGAAGGUUUUGGGGACUGUCUACUGCUUGCUCGCUGCCAUUCCUUAUUCUCUCCCCAAUACCCUGUUCCCCAGUCCCAUUGUUGUCUUUUUUCAUUUUAGCCCUAGCAUAAAGUAAGUCAGAAAUAAAAAUUUGUUACUAAAACUUGAAAUAAUCUUUUGCUAUUAAACCAAGGCAAACUCUAUAUGUCUAGUCUGUGGCCUCAAAUAAAUGAAUGUAUUAUUUA